Polistes canadensis is the source of this 7396-nucleotide messenger RNA. It is a transcript of the gene mGluR, whose product is annotated as metabotropic glutamate receptor. Gene Ontology annotation, biological process: G protein-coupled glutamate receptor signaling pathway; regulation of synaptic transmission, glutamatergic. The record is from RefSeq and is a predicted model, not a curated record. Gene Ontology annotation, molecular function: group II metabotropic glutamate receptor activity. Gene Ontology annotation, cellular component: membrane. The transcript has 6 exons. Bases 4441 to 7212 code for a protein of 923 amino acids. NCBI's taxonomy places the organism in Eukaryota, Metazoa, Arthropoda, Insecta, Hymenoptera, Vespidae.
AGGAAAGGCCGGCCGGCCAGUCGUGCUGUGGCGGCAACUUGGAGAUCGUCGUUGACUUGUCCGCAGAUUUUUCCCCGAACGGCGAUGUUUCCAAACAAGGAGAAGGAGGAUCCUUUGGUUCGUCCUGUCGACAAUUUUCGAGGACGACGGCUCGUCGAAAUAACGGGGGAUGAAACUUCACGAUGGACGCACCUCGAUGAGCCUCACCGAACUACCACCCUGUUCUCUACUGUCGCCGUUUAGGAGGAGACCAGGACUGAUAAACUCAACGAAAUUUAAGGAAGAGAGAAAAACAGAGAGAGAGAGAGAAAGAGAGAGAGAGAGAGUGGAAGAGGGAGGGAGGAUAUUAAUAAUAAUAUUAAUAAUAAUAAUAAUAAUUAACGCGACACCCUAUCGGGAGAAGAUAUUAACGUUUGUUUAAUUUUUUAAUUGUUUGUUUGUCUCUCACUCUGACUGUCGUCAUUUGAAAAGUCGAUUUUUAUUUAAUUCGCGAUUUACGAUUACAUCUCUCGACGAUUAUCAUUCGCGAGUCCACAACGCCUACGAGAAAGGGAUGAGAAGAAAAGAGGGAUGAUGAUGAUCUUCUUCGCUGAGGCAGCAGCUGCAGUUGCACGGCAAUCGCGCAAUUUUCUUUCGCGACGGUUUGCUUGAAAGAGUAGGAAGAAGAAGAUAGAAGUACAAGAAGAAGAAGAAGGGAAAAAGAGAAAGAGAGAGAGAGAGGGAGAAGAUUUGAAAGAAUUUUUUUCACCUUGCGUGAGAAAAUAACAAGUUGCUAGUGGACCACCACCACGAACAGUAGGAGGAGGAGGAGGGGGAGGAGGAGGAGGAGGUCAAGAAGCAUCGUGAAGAGAUAUUGAUUGAUUUGUUUUUGUUGAAACACAGAUCCUUCUUCACAGAUAACACACACAGAGAAAAACAGAGAGAGAGAGAGAGAAAAGAAUAGAAAAAAAAAACACCCAAAAAAGAAAAAUAGAGCAAGAUAGAAAAAAAAGAAAAACGAAAAUAAAGAGAAAGAAGAAAUAUCAUCAACGUUUAAGAAGAAUGUGUGUCAGGACACUUGAUACUCGACAUUUAUCUCUCGUGAUUGGACCAAGGAUACGUUAGAAGUGUGUUGUGUGUGUAUGUGUGUGUAAAAGAGAGAGAGAGAAGAGGAGAGAGAAAAAAUAGACAGAAAUAAAUAGAAAAAAACACAGAAAAAAGGGUAGAGACGAAAAUAUGUAGACGCGACACGGAUCAUUUAUUAUUAUACACGCAUACGUUAUUCGAUAUAUAUAUAUUUAAUUGACGACAUUUUUCUGUCUCAACCAGAAAAGAAAACAACACGAUAAGAAUAAAAAUAAGUUAAAAUAAAAUAAUAAAAAGAGAAAAAUUUGUGUUACACUUGUGGGAGGGGGGAGGGUGGACGUACUUCUAUUGGUUUUAAGGACUAACCGGAAAUACGAAGGAUGAGAACGAGACCAAGGAAGAAAUAUCUCGACAGGAUAACAUCGAUUUGCGAGCAUCGUAGAGGAAACGGAUCAACGGUUAUCGAUCCUAGUUGUCUUGUCUCGUUCUCGCAUCACCGAACCCAUUCUGGGACACUUCUCUUUAUUCUCCUACGAGUUUACCUUCGAUCAAGGAUACGAGGAUCGAUUUGUUCGAAAUUUAUUCGAAAACAUUUAAUAACUUAUUUCAAUAGCAACAAAUUAUUAUUAUUAUUAUUAUUAUUAUUAUUUAAUAUUAUAUCGUCGUAGAGAAAUCGUUGCUGCAAUUAGAAAAAACUUUCUUCCUAGUCGAAUAAUAAUCGUUGGAGCGAAUAUUAAUUCUUUCAUCAACCAUAGAAGAAAAAGAAGAAGAAGAAAAAAGAAAAAGAGAGAGAGAACAAAAAAAAAAUGGUAGAAAGGGGAACAUUUUCGUAGAACAGAAGCACAACCAGUACUACUUACUCUGAGAAAAAAUGUCAACUAUAUAACCUGGUACUAAAUCGCGUAGCUUGUAUUUCGUUUUGAAGAUUUACGAGCUGAGCAGUACGAAGAGUAGUGGGCUCGAGUAGUAUGUUAAACGAGUCAAAUCCAAGUUUUGAAGGAUCCCAGCUAGCGUGACACGAAUUAGAACUCAUUUAGUAAAGUGUCGCCCGUUUUCAAGGGGUCGUGUGAUAACUAGAAAAAUAGAAAUAGGAAAAGGGAAGAAAGAAAACGAAUAAAGCAAAGAGAGAAAAAAGAAAAAUAAAAAGAUCAAAAUAGAAAAAGAGUGAAAGACGAAGUUGAAAAAGAAUUUUGCAGUGACCGAGGAUUACAUUAAGGAGGUGGGAGUGGGUACUAGGAGAAGGGGGAGGAGGAAAGGGGUAAGGGGUAGAAAGAGGCUUUUUCGAUGUUGGUAUUUCCUCGUUGAAACGAGAAUAGAUUAGGGUUCGGAGUUAAAAGUGAAAUUUGUGCGAUGAGGGGGUACGCGAGGGGGGGAGGACGAGGUGGAAUCCGUGGGGGCAGGAGGAUUCGAAGGUGGAGGAAAGUACGCUAAAAUAGGAAGUGCUGAAAGCGUAUCGUGGAAAUCCGAAUCCAUUGCAGCGUGGUGGAGGAGAGAGAGAGAGAGGUGUGGAAGAUAAAAAAGUUGGGGGUAAAAAGGGGGGAAAAAAGGGGGGCAAAAGAAAGGGAUAGAUAGGAGAUAGUGAAAGAGUAAUAGAGGAAGUGAAGCAAAGAAGAGAACGCCACUUCGCUGUUACGAGUUUUGCGUCAAAGAAAACGGGUCGGUGUUACCCGAGAAAGCAACACUUUUUCAUCGAUAUAUAUAUAUAUAUAUACACGUAUACACACACGUACGUAGACGUAUAUAUAUUUAGGUACUAUUUAUGUAUGUUGUAUAUAAAGAGGUAGAAAAAAGGAAAGAAAAAAAAGAAAAAGAGAAAAAGGAAAAGAAAAGUUUGAAAGGAAACUAAACUCAAGAGAAACACAUUUUCUUGAAGAAUCGUAAAGGAACCGUACGAUAUAGACGAGGUGGGGUGGGAUGGGGUGGGGCGGGGAGCUGAGACCUGACUUUGGAUAAAAAGUUCGACGCUCUUCUCCGAAAAAAAAAGAUUUGAUUCCGUUGAAAACUACUAGGAGGGUUUCGCGAAGUAAAGGAAAGAAAGAGACAGAGGGUUCUUUUCUUUCGAUUCUUCCUUAAGAAAGAAGAAAGAAGAAGAAAAAGACAAAGUUCCGGUGACGACGGAAAUGCCGAGGUUGCUUGCAAAUUAGACGUCCGGUUUCGUACGAAGUAUACGAGGAUCCUAAAGGAAAGAUCUCAAAUGCAUUAUUAAGUCGACAUUUUCUUCAAUGAAAUAGAAGAAAUGACAACAAAUUAUACUUAUAUCGUAUUGUUCAUUUUUGUAUCAUUAAAAAAACGGAAAAGUAAAUUGUACAGAAAAUUUAUUCGGUUAGUUUUAAACGGGGGGGUUAAAUAGUUUGCAUAAGAAUCAAGAUUAUUCUUCGGGAUUUCAAAUCGAAGAAAUUUGGUAAAUAGAUUUUAUCAAUUAAACAUGAAUAUUAUAUGAUGAGAUUGGGGGGGGGGUACAUAAACCAAUUCUGUUUCGCGAAAUUGAUGCUUCGAAGAGAAAUGUUCGGCAAGGUAAUAACGUUUUCUCUCUUCUCCGUUCUUCGUUCUACUCGUUGAACGUAUCGGCACCGCAUAUCCGGCUUUUGGAUGAAUAAUUUUGCAGACAACUUCCGGGCUUUGAUUGGAAACUUGGAAAUAGCUAAUGCAUCCACGACCUAAAUAGGCCUCACAGGAUAGAUCGUAUUCGAAGCUUCCGAAAUAACCUGUUUACCGAUCUCGAUCUCGAUCUAUCAUCAUCAUCAUCAUCAUCAUCAUCAUCGAUAUUUAAUAUAACACAAUUUGUAUUCAUUUAUUUAUAUUAUGAAAAAGAAGUGGAAGGUUCGUCAUUAAAUUGUAAUCUUUUUCUGUAAAAAAAAAAGGAUACAAAAAAACGUUUGAAGGUUUGCAAACGAAUAAGAAAAUAUUUAUGGAAUAAUACGCGAAUAUAAACUUCGUUUCAAAACGAAAAGAAUAUAUACAUAUAUAUAUAUUUGUAAACGUCAAGUGUCUUUGAAGUCACGAAAACCUUAGUUGAUUAUUUUAUUCGAUCAGAAAGGAAGAAGAAAAAAAAAGAAAAAAAGAGUAUGUAAAACAUACGAAAAGCCUAAAAAAGUUGAAAGCAACGAUAAAGAACCCCGUUUAACGAGAAAGAUAAGAAAAUUAAAUUAUUAAAAGAAAAUCAAGGAAUAUAGAAAAAAAAAAAGAAUCGAUUCGAAAGAAAGGACUAAUUGAUGCACACACAUACACGUAUACGCACGCGCACACGCAAAAGAAAAAAAAGCACAGAGAGAAAGAGAGAAUAAAAAAGAUGCGAUCUGUAUGGGAGUAGGAAGAGAGAGAAAAAAAAAAAAAAGAAAUUAAAGCUUAACGUUAGCUUUGAUUUUCCUGAUCAAAAUGAGACGUUCCUUGUUAAGCACUGUGAUCCUGCUGAUGACGCUUCAACAGUUAACAUCCAUCAGUGAUUCUCGACUACACAGCGAAAGGGAAUCCGUUUUGAUACCGGGCGAUAUCGUCCUAGGUGGAUUAUUUCCCGUUCACGAGAAAGGUAGUUCCGCGUGCGGACCUAACGUCUACAAUCGCGGGGUCCAAAGGCUCGAGGCAAUGCUUUUUGCGGUCGAUCAAAUCAACAGGGAGAGCAGGAUAUUGCCGGACAUCAUGUUGGGUGUACACAUCCUGGACACUUGUGGAAGGGACACCUAUGCUCUCAAUCAGAGUCUACACUUCGUUCGCGCAUCACUUUCAAAUUUGGAUAUAAGCGUGUUAGAGUGUGCUGACAAAUCAACACCGAGAGUUAAGAAAACUGCAAGUGCUGGUCCGAUCUUUGGUGUCAUCGGUGGAUCGUACAGUUCCGUGUCACUUCAGGUAGCCAAUCUGUUGCGCCUAUUUCACAUACCGCAAAUAUCACCGGCAUCCACGGCCAAAGCUCUUAGCGACAAAACAAGGUUUGAUUACUUUGCAAGGACAGUACCACCGGAUACAUUCCAAUCGAUCGCAUUGGUCGAUGUCGUGAAAAGCGCUAACUGGUCUUACGUGUCGACCGUUUAUUCUGAGGGUAGUUAUGGGGAACAUGGGAUCGAAGUGUUCACUCGCGAAGCGAUUGAAAGAAACGUUUGCAUAGCGGCUGCAGUUAAAGUACCAAGCGCAGCUAACGAUCAAAUAUUCGACGAUAUUAUUCAAAGAUUAAUCAAAAAAUCUAACGCGAGAGCUGUCGUACUUUUCACCCGUGCCGAAGACGCCCGAGGAAUUCUCGAAGCAACGAGAAGAUCGAAUUUAAGUCAACCGUUUCAAUGGUUGGCCAGCGAUGGUUGGGGCAGACAAUUGAAAUUGGUCGAAGGAUUGGAAGACGAGGCGGAAGGUGCUAUUACGGUCGAACUCCAAUCGAAAAAUAUUCCAGAAUUCGACGAGUACAUGGCGUCCUUGACGCCGGAAAACAAUUACAGGAAUCCAUGGUUCAACGAGUAUUGGGAAGAAGUUUUCGGUUGCGUUUUAAAUGAAAACACCAAAACGCAAAAUCCAAUUGUCCAUACUACGAUACCACCGACCAAUGGUUUUAGAAAAAUUUGCAAUCCCGAACUUAGAUUGACAACUAGCAGGGGAUACGAACAAGAAUCUAAAGUGCAAUUCGUCGUUGAUGCCGUUUACGCGUUUGGAAUUGCCCUUCACAAUCUUCAACGUGAUCUUUGCGGUGAGAAUCAAGGAUUAUGUCCAGCGAUGACCAAUUACGAUCGCGGUGCAUUCUACAGGGAUUACCUUUUGAACGUUUCCUUCGUAGAUUCAGCUGGCAGCGAGGUGAAAUUCGACGAACACGGUGACGGCUUGGCAAGAUACGAGAUCCUGAAUUUUCGAAAAUCGAAUCUCAGCGGUAACGACGGCUAUCACUAUCGGGUGGUUGGAAAAUGGUACAACUCGUUGGACAUACAGACGGACGAAUUGGUUUGGGCACGAGGAACGAAAGAUAUACCAAUUUCAGCAUGUUCUUUACCCUGCGAGCCAGGUAUGAUAAAGAAGCAACAGGGUGACACUUGUUGCUGGGUGUGCGAUCAGUGUGAAGAGUACGAGUUUGUAUACAACGAGUACACCUGCAUGGAUUGCGGGCCAGGGUCGUGGCCUCACGCGGAUAAAAGGGGUUGCUAUAAUUUACCGGUGAAGCAUAUCAAGUGGAGUAGCGCUUUCGCGAUAGCACCGGCAGUGAUCUCGUGUCUGGGUAUAGCAGCGACCUUAGCAGUGGCUUGUCUUCUGUUUCAACACAGGGACACUCCAGUGGUUCGAGCAUCGGGACGAGAAUUGACCGUGGUACUUUUGGCCGGUGUUUUGGUCUGUUAUUUGAAUACGUUUUUAUUGUUGGUAAGGCCGACCACGGUUACCUGUGUAUUACAAAGGUUCGGUGUCGGGGUGAGUUUUAGCGCGGUUUACGGUGCACUUUUAACAAAGACCAAUCGAAUAGCCAGGAUAUUCGAUGCAGCAUCGAGAUCGGCCGUAAGACCACGUUACAUCAGCCCAACCUCGCAAGUUUGCAUAGCGGCAGCCUUGAUAGCCUUUCAGAUCGUCCUUACUCUUAUCUGGAUGGUCGUCGAACCACCGGGUACUCGAUAUUAUUAUCCCGAUCGCAAACAAGUCAUAUUGAAGUGCAACAUACAAGACAUGAGCUUUCUAUUCUCUCAACUUUACAAUGCAAUAUUGAUUCUCGUUUCUACCGUCUAUGCCGUUAAAACCCGCAAAAUACCGGAAAACUUUAACGAAAGUAAAUUCAUCGGUUUCACGAUGUACACCACCUGCAUUAUCUGGCUCGGUUUUGUACCGAUUUAUUUUGGAACUGGAAACGCACACGAAACACAAAUCACAACUCUAUGCGUUGCGAUAAGUUUAAGCGCGUCUGUUACUCUCGUAUGUCUUUACGCUCCGAAAGUUUAUAUAAUUGUCUUCCAACCGGAUAAAAAUAUACGUGGAAAGAUUUGCAUCAAGAGCAACACUUUGAAGAAACAAGGUAGCAGUGCCGGUACCUCGUCGGUUACGAAAUAUACUGCCUGCGAAUUAGUAAGCGAAAGUAUGCCAUUGCAAAGUGCACUAACAGCAGCUGUACAAACUUCAGUUGGUGUAACGGAAAUUUCGCUAGCACCGAACUCGUCUAAUCUGCCGACUAAUAACGAACAGGUGGCACAAUUAUAAAUAAAUCGACUAGCCAAUUCCUUCUACGUACGAAAAUAAUCUAUAAUACGUGUGUGUGUGUGUGUGUGUGUGUGUAUGUAUAUGCGUGCGUAGGCAUAUGUCGAUAUAUGUCAUCUUCGAUAUAUUCGAUCAAUUUUGAAGGCACGUUUCCCGACCAAGUGAUCGAUGUGUUUAUAAAAAAAAA